Messenger RNA from Pichia membranifaciens NRRL Y-2026, 1013 nucleotides. RefSeq lists its product as hypothetical. The transcript has a single exon. The record is from RefSeq and is a predicted model, not a curated record. Lineage: Eukaryota; Fungi; Ascomycota; Pichiomycetes; Pichiales; Pichiaceae. The coding region runs from base 221 to 814 and encodes 197 amino acids.
AGCCGGGACGAUGAGCACGCAGGUGGCCGUAGUAGCAGCCUGGGAUCCGCUCCGCAUUCGUCUGUCUCUGUCUCUCUUCUCUCAGCAGCUUUGACACCUCCACUGUCUCUUCUGAUCAAGUAUGGAAGCUGUCGGGCUGAAGCCUCUCUGCCUCUUCCAAAUUGUCUCUUGUUUCCCUCUGAGUUGUCUCUGAUCUAUUCACCAGCAAAACAAGCCAAAAAUGCUCUCCUACAUUUCCCUAGCCGUCCUCGUCGCCUCCUUCGUCGCUCCCUCAGCAGCAACCCCACCAGCCUGUCUUCUGGCCUGCGCCGCCUCGGUUGUCAAGUCGUCCCCAACCUGCAACCAAUUGAACGACGUCACUUGCGUCUGCAACUCGGAAGCAGAGGCUCUCCAGGCGUGCUUGAGCACCGCCUGCCCAGAAGGCGUCGCCUCCAAGGCUAGCUCGGCGUUCAAAAGCGUGUGCACUGCUGCAACCGCAAAGUCUAGCGCCACCUCCAGCGCUGCAUGGACUGCUGUGCCAACCGCAGAAGCCAACUUCGCCGCCGCCUCCGGUAUUGUUCGCUCUUCCGGCUCCGCCGUCAAAAGCUCCGCCGUCAAAAGCUCCGCAGUCAAAAGCUCAGCUGUCGAAAGCUCAGCUGUCGAAAGCUCAGCCGUCAAAAGCUCAGCAAAGUCAACUACCUUGGCCAAGUCCACCUCGGCUGCUGCCUCCUCCUCUGCAGCACACUCUGCUUCCUCCGCAAGCAACGCUGCCGGCUCCCUUGAGUUUAACGGCUUCUUGGGGGUCGCCGCCGCUGUCGCCAUCAACUUGCUUUAGAUAUCAUGCUUAUUGCAACCCUUUUAGACAUGUCUUAAAUUCAAAAAACCACAAAAUGAAGCAUUUUCAUAUUUUGUCAUCUAACAUAUAUAUUUUUCCAUCUAAAAUCCUUUUAUACCCUCUCUUGAUUGUUAUUUUUUCUAUAGUAAGUUUUGUUAACUUGCCGUUAAUACAUUUUAAUCUGUCUAUUCUUCCUCAC